Messenger RNA from Anarrhichthys ocellatus (wolf-eel), 3618 nucleotides. RefSeq names its product atypical chemokine receptor 5 (gene ackr5). The transcript is spliced from 2 exons. Gene Ontology annotation, biological process: G protein-coupled receptor signaling pathway. Bases 1963 to 3060 code for a protein of 365 amino acids. The record is from RefSeq and is a predicted model, not a curated record. Gene Ontology annotation, molecular function: G protein-coupled receptor activity. Gene Ontology annotation, cellular component: membrane. NCBI's taxonomy places the organism in Eukaryota, Metazoa, Chordata, Actinopteri, Perciformes, Anarhichadidae.
CUUUACAAACAUUUAUGGUCCCCAGACGACGAGUCCUGCUGACUUUGGCGAUCUUCUAACUUUUACUCUAGCGCCACCGACAGGUCGAUGUCUGUUGUUUUAUAUAAACAUUCUCAGCGACUGUGGGAGGGAUUGACGUAACAUUUGGUACACAAAUUCAUGUUCCCCCUCAGGAUGUACUGAAGUCACUUUGGUUCUCCCUUUAUUCCUGUGAAACAUAUUGUAGCUACAGUAAAACAUAUUGUCAGAGGUAGUUUACUGCUAGCUAAGGGGUAUUUUUCAGGUCAGAGUAUCGGCUAAACUGUAGGUUUUUGUUGUUAUAGUUUUAAUCAAGUCAUGAUAACAGUGUGGGGGGUCUGGGGAUGUCUUUUUGCUGACUGGCUCCUUCCUGUUUCAUCAGAGGAGACAGCAUUUGCUGACUGGUUCCUACUUGUUUUACUGAUUUAAACAACAGGAUUCAGGCAGGAUGAGCAGUUUAGACAGAAGGAGGCCGUCGUUGAAGAGGUCAGCCAGCUACAAACUGCUGACGAUCCGGCGUGGCAGUUGGAACACAAUGUCCAGGGCAGCAGAUUAAUCGCCGUGAAUCGCAGCCAGCAGACGUUUCUGCUUUUUCUCUGUAUGACGUUGACCUCCGUGUCGGGACACAUCUGGGCUCACACUCUGAUAAGAUGAUGCCACUGAGCAGCUCCCAGAAGACACAAAAAGGUUGCACUUUAGCAAUUUUCAGAUGAUCACGUGAGGAAACUGUCCACUGUAGUUCAACCGCAAACUGUCUCAAUUAAACAAGCUCUGUCAUCACCAGCACGGGCUGAAGGGAAGCCAAACUGCAGCUCACUUUUAAAGAUUCUAAUGUUGAAAUAUUGAAAUAUUGAGUGUGUGUGUUGAGGUUAAAGAGCCCCUUCCUCAGUGAUGUGCCCCAGGCUUCACACCAACUCUGCCCGUCACUCACCAUGCUCCCUCAGCUUCCUGCCAUUGUUCUCUGCUAUGUGGGGCCUGUUGUUUUUUUUACCAUUCCUACCAGCCAUAUAUACACACAGGAUUAUGUAAGGUAAUGCAGAGAAAACUCACCCUCAUAACGUUAAUGCAAACGAAAAUGUAUGAUACAAUUUAUUAAGAUCUGUGAGAACUAAAAACUGAUUUAUUUUGUUCAUAACCUGUAAGCAGAAGCCGAAAUCCAAGUUUCCCGGGACUCUGAUGUGGAUCAGUACAGGCGGACCAUGCCCACAUAAUGUAUCUUGCUGUUGUCUAUAUACAGUGGUGGAAGAAAUACUCAGGUUUUUACUUAGUAAAAGUACCAAUACCAUGAUGUCAAAGUAUUCCAUUCCAAAUAAAAGUCAUUCAUUUGACAUCUUACUUCAGUAAAAGUGCAGAAUUAUUAUAAUCAAAAUACUAAAAAGCAUCAAAAGUACUUAUUAUAUGCACAAUUAGAUUAUUAAUACUGAUGAAUCAAUUUCCAAGUAGCGGACAGUGGAACUAGUUUCAACAAUGUUAUAAAUGUCUGUGAGUCAAGUUUAUGGGAGAGGAAAGAAGAAAUAUAAUUGAGUAGAAGUAUAAAGUACCUUAAAAUUGUACUUAAGUAGUUAGGGUUCAAUGUAGAGUUAUCAGAUGUGAACUCAUAGUAUUUGGGAUGGAAACAGUUUGUUUUUUGAGCUAAGUCUUUCUGUUUGUACAAUGUUCUCCCAUUAGUACUGAAUAGACAUUUUGCUGUGUGGGCAUCGCUGGACUUCCACAUCAAUCCCCACCACUGCCUGAGGAUGUCCUGUUAUAUCUGUGUGUGCGUUUGUGCAUGUGUGUGUGUGCGUGUGUGUGCGUGUGUGUGUUAAUGAGAAAUGGGAGGGUAGAAACCCUCACCGUGAGAGCUGGUACAAAACAUCUGGUGUCUGCAGGCUUCAAACAGAAAACUCUCCAGAAGACAGCGCGGCUUCAGCAGGGACCUGGCCUCUUCAUCAUCACGACAAGACCAUGAGCGGCUACGAGCACAACCACUCUCUGGACUACUACAAUGGCACACCAUGGUAUGUCCAUGAGUGCACCUUCGAGCUGCGCACUGCUGGAGAAUAUCGGCGCAUCGCCCUCUUCCUGGUCUACCUUUUCAUCUUCAUGGUGGGCCUGCUGGAGAACGGGCUGGUCGUCUGGGUCAACUGGCGCCGACGCCACUCGGCCAACGGGGUUCUCUUCUGCAUCAUCAACGUGAGCAUGUCGGACCUGAUGGUCAUCAUUAUCCUGCCUUUCUUCAUGAUGGAGGUGACCAUGGACAAGGUUUGGCUGUGGGGACGCUUCCUCUGCAAGGUCACCAACCUCAUCUAUGCGGUCAACUUCUACAGCAGCUCCUUCUUCCUGGCCUUCAUGACCCUGGAGCGUUAUCUGUCCCUGACCAGACCCUCGUUUCCGGCCUUCUUCCCCGUGGUGGGCCGGCGCCGCUGGGUGCUCUGUGGAGGCCUGUGGGUGCUCUCCUUGUUCCUCGCUCUGAUGGAGAAUGUCCACGUGGAUCUUCUGGAGUUGAGUGAGCCGGGCUGUUACAUGAUGCCUGAGCACAACUUCACCGAAUGGUUCAUCUCUGUGGGCUUCCUUUGCCUGAUCUUCCAGUUCCUGGGCCCCGCUGCCGUCAUCAUCACCUGUAACGUGCUGCUCGCUCGUGCGAUUAAAACAGCGCCGGAUGUGCAGGGCCGGCGGGACGUGUGGCUGGUGCACGUGUACUCCCUGGUGUUCGUCAUGUGCUGGCUGCCCUUCCACCUGGUCAUGUUCCUGAUGGUCAUAGAUGACAUCGACCCGUUCCUCCUCAGCUGUAACACGGUAGACCUCCUCUACUUCUCGUUCAACGUGGUGCAGAGCGUGUCUCUGUUCCACUGCGUCGCCAACCCCAUCCUCUACAACUUCCUCAGCAAGAGCUUCCGCAGCAACCUGAUCAACACUGUGGUGGACUACUUACCCAGAGAGGGACCUGCGGACUGGGUGGGAGCAGGGACCCGGCCCAACGCUCCUAACGGAGGCGGGUUAGACCCGGAGAAGCAACGCAAGUUAAGUAACGCCAGCACCAGCCAGUCUGAUAUUGGAUCGUAAAAAAAAAAAAGAAGCCAAGAUGAGAAAAGUGAGACGUCAGAACUGAAUCCAGUCUUUGUGCUUCAGAAUACCAGAUGCAUAGAUUGUACAACGUAUCAUCUCACUCUGGUCAUAGACUCAUUGUGCUAUUUGUUACACUACUGGUGGGCUCACAGACACCUUCCACUCAUUUUUGUUAACCAUUUAUCUGAUCGCAGUUUUAAAAGGAGGAAGGCAUGAAAUGUUUGGUGUGUGUUGUUCCCCCCCCUCAAAGCUGCUCAACGCCCACUUAUCUUAAAAUCUGAUGGCACAUAAAGAGAAUAGUGCCACACCAGGAAUGUGUGUAAACAAAUCUGCUGUCGGUCCAGUGCCAGAUAAGAACAUUCAUCAUAACAACAUAAACAUCUAAAAAUGUAACUGUUUCACCUCAGUACAAAUCUUAACAGAUAAAUCAUAAUUCAUACCACUUACUGCUUAUUUAUCUGUUCCUAGAUGCUGCUGUUCCCUACAUGUGAUGUAAUAGGGUUUAAAUGCAAUAAAACGUUGUUCUCUUUAAUGCAGAGUAGAGCAAUAAACAAA